Molecule: messenger RNA, 3845 nt
Organism: Cyphomyrmex costatus
Lineage: Eukaryota; Metazoa; Arthropoda; Insecta; Hymenoptera; Formicidae
Gene: SRPK
Product: SR splicing factor protein kinase
Exons: 6
Coding region: 1295-3280 (661 amino acids)
Biological process (GO): peptidyl-serine phosphorylation; spliceosomal complex assembly; regulation of mRNA processing
Cellular component (GO): nucleus; cytoplasm
Molecular function (GO): ATP binding; protein serine/threonine kinase activity
Source: RefSeq, a predicted model, not a curated record
AGAGGUCCUAUAGGUAUAAGACGGUAUCUUCAGCCCACCCUCCCCUAUAUACGCGGAACAAGUAUAGAGAGGACGCGAGGGGCGAAUGAAUGAAACGCAGAAAAGGGAGGAAACGUUUGGCAGCCGAGACGCCCCAGGUCAACCAGGUGCGCGCUCGUCUCUCGUCUGCUGCCAGGAACCGCCACGGUGCGGAGCUAGAGAAGCGUAAUCGCGGGCGCGCGCGGACGCUCGAUUGACGAUCUGACGUAAAUUACGGUAUAGAAGAGAAUCCGAGAGACCGACGGUUAAGUCGCCACACCGCGCCGACCAGAGGGGAAUCCAUCGUCGCAGGUGAGACGAGGUGGGAGAUCGCGUGCUCGUCGUGUUCGCCAAGCAUUCGCGCGUGCACGGAGUUAAGCUCUGAGGCAGCUGAGCGACCGUGCGUAAUAUGUGUAUCGGUGAAACGACAACAAUAACAACGUCUACGGCGCGGCAACGACAGUGGCGAGUGUGUGACACGGUGACGGUGUAGAGUGCGGUGCGUGGCGUCGACGACCUGCCAGCGGACGAGGCACGGCGACACCUGCUCGCUAGAUACGUAGACGUGCGGCACCGCGGUGACGCGCGUACGGCAGAAGAAUAUUAAGUAACGGACGGACGUGUGCGUGCGUACGGCGCACCAAAAGCGAAGACGGCCAUACUCAAUAAACAACGGCCGAGCGGAGUGCGCGACUACUACGAGAGAUGAAGUAGAUAAUAGAGUAUCAGAAACGGAAGAGAAGGAGAGAAAGAGACAGAAAAAAGAGAGAGAGAGAGAGAGAGACUCCUCUUCGCGAACUACACGCAAGCGGGCCGCGCGCGUGAAGCUGCAGAACGGGCAGAGAGAGAGAGAGAGAGACGAAGAGAGAGAAUCGAGAAAAGAGAGACGAGACGACAAACGGAGGCGAAUCUGACGAAUUGAGCUGAGCCGAGCCGAAUCGAAUCGAAUCGCAGUCGGCGCGAGUGUAACCACGAUAAAUCGGUGCGCGAGGGCGAGCCAACAGCAGCAGCAGCAGCAGCAAUAACGAGUAGCGAGGAGCACACGAAGGAGCGGCCCGGAACGGGCGGAAGUGUGGGUCGUGCGUGCCUCUGCGUUCGUGCGGCGUGUACAGAGAGAACGUUGGAAAAGGGAUAGCAGACAGCGGCGGCGGCAGCAGCAGCAGCGGCGGCGGUGACGAGGACAACGACAACGACGACGGAGCAAGCAGAGGCGGCCGCGGCGGCGAACGGGGCACCGGUGAUCGAGCUUGGCGCGGGGGUCCAGUUGGUCGGCGGGAUGAGCGCCAAAACGGACGUCAACAGGCGGGUAUUAGCGAUCCAGGCGAAGAAGAAGCGGCACAAGCCCAGCAAGCGCAAAGGCAAGACCUCGAAUUCUCAAAGCGAGCAGGACGCACAGAGCUCGAAAGGGUCGCGUGCCGGUCAGGUAGCGGCUACUGCGACCACCACCACAACCACCGCCACCACAACCACCGCCACCACCUUUACUACCACCACUACCACCAGGUGGUACGAGGACGCUUUGGACGGACUCCCGCAGCGCGCCUAUAACAGCGACAAUGGGACCAGAUUGGUACCAUGUCAUAGUUCCAGCAAUGAAACGAUAGAAGACGAUGAUGCGUUCAGUACUGAGGAUGAAGAGCAGGAGGAUAGCAGUGACUACUGUAAAGGCGGAUAUCAUCCUGUGAAAAUAGGAGAUCUCUUUUUAAAUCGCUAUCAUGUCACUCGUAAGCUUGGCUGGGGUCACUUCUCCACUGUAUGGCUCUGCUGGGACUUGCAGGAUAAACGUUUUGUGGCGCUUAAAAUAGUGAAAUCCGCAUCCCAUUUCACUGAGACUGCAUUGGAUGAAAUUAAAUUAUUAAAAGAUGUGCGCGAUACAGAUCCCACCGAUCCUAAGCGCAAUAAGACCGUCCAAUUGCUCAAUGACUUCAAGAUCAGCGGCAUUAACGGCCUGCAUGUUUGCAUGGUAUUUGAAGUGCUUGGACAUAAUCUUCUUAAAUUGAUUAUCAAGUCAAACUACAGAGGAAUUCCAAGAAAUAACGUUAAACGCGUCAUCAGACAAGUUCUCGAAGGUCUCGACUAUCUUCAUAAUAAAUGUAAAAUUAUUCAUACAGACAUUAAACCUGAAAAUGUUCUUGUAUGCGUCGAUGAGAUUUAUAUACGAAAAUUAGCUUGUGAAGCAACAGAGUUGCAUUCUAUGGGAGCGAAGUUACCGGUGUCUCUGAUUUCUACCGCGCCGAAGGAGUUUCAAGAACCGAUACCAAAUUCCAAAAUGUCUAAAAACAAGAAGAAGAAGUUAAAGAAGAAAGCCAAGCGCCAGAACGAGCUCUUGAAAAAGCAAAUGGAGCAAAUCGAGGAGUUAGAGGAACAAAUUAAACUUGCGAACAGUAUGAGAGAAAACGGGGAAGUUGAAACGAAUAGUCUAGACCAAGAUCUCAAUACAGAGAGCGUAGAGGACAAUACGGAGAGCAAAGGUUCUCCGGAUAUCUCGGAGCCAUCAGCACCUUCUUUACAUAUGAAUGGAGUAGAUGGUUUAGCGGGCGGUGAAAAGAUACAAAAUCCAUCGCCCGAACAAUCUGAAAAGAUGGACAAUAUCACUUUAUGUGAUUUGGAGAAAAGCUGUGGCGAAGGUGUAUUAUCACCUGAUCCUGAUGACACUGACGAAUGUAGCGAAGGUCGUAGAUCAUUAAAUCCACCGGAAAGUAAGCAAUUGAAACGAGCAUCCAUGUCUCCUUUGGAUCCUGCUAUAAUGGACUGCGAAAUAGAAGUAAAGAUAGCAGAUCUUGGAAACGCUUGCUGGGUGCAUAAAAAAUUCACGGACGAUAUUCAAACUCGUCAGUAUAGGUCACUCGAGGUUCUAUUAGGUUCUGGAUAUGAUACCUCUGCCGAUAUAUGGUCUACCGCUUGCAUGGCGUUUGAAUUGGCGACUGGCGAUUACCUCUUUGAACCGCACAAUGGCAAAGACUAUUGCAGAGAUGAAGAUCACUUGGCCCAUAUUAUCGAAUUGCUGGGAGAAAUACCAAGACGUAUCGCUCUCUCGGGGAAAAACUCAAGGAUAUACUUCAACAGGAAGGGUGAAUUAAAGCAUAUUACCGGAUUGAAACCAUGGGGUCUAUACGAAGUAUUAACAGAGAAAUACGAGUGGACGUCGAGCGAAGCACGCGAGUUCGCAGAGUUCCUAAUACCGAUGCUCGAGUUCAAUCCGAGCAUGCGAGCUACCGCAGCUGAGUGCCUGAAGCAUCCGUGGCUGCAAAUCAAAAAGUGAUCGCGUUUUUUAUUGUUUUAUCUGUAAUAUCCCUUCAACUUUCACCCGGUCCUACCGCCCAGUCGUAAUCGUAAAUCGAGAGUGUGAUAGGAAGCCGAAAACACUUGUCAAUGUCAGGUGUUAUUUCCGUACUGAAAAUCAUAAUUUAAUGACCCAAUUUGCAUACGAAGAACAAGUGCAUCGUUUCAAGAGCGCGUACACAUACACAUAUAUAUACACACUAGAAAACUGUUUGAUAUAAUAUGAAUUACGGAAAUAAAUUGUAACAUACGUUGUUAUAUUAAUCAUACGCUACAAGCGUGUCUCCGCGUGGGUACGAUGUUACGAAACUGAAAACGUUUCGAAAAGAUUGUUAUAUACCCUUUACAAAUGGUGAUUUGACAAUAUUGCGGAAGUCGCCUCUCGAAUGCAGCGAGCGAAGUGUCGCAAAAUCCGGAAAUUGUUAGAGAAGAAGAUCUUGCAACAUUCCGCUGAUUUCCACGUAAAAAGAAAACGGCCGCGCGCGUGCUUCCUAACGUAACACUCUCAACACAUCGGCUGACCAUUUGUAGUUGUACACUUGUUA